UUUGAUUGGUAACUGCAGAUAAAAUGAGUUAUCGGAAAUGGUGAGAAGUUUUCAGAUGUGGAAGUGUUAAGUUCCUCUUGUACGCAAAAAUGUUUGUAAUUUAUAUACUUUUUCUUCUAUUCGAGACUGUUUUAUGUAACAAUAUAUCCAAUGAAAAUGGUCGUUUAGUGAAGAGCGAAAGUGCUUUUGAUGGAGCAGGACGUACGAUUCAAGUAAGCGCGAAGGAUUAUAUCGAAAAAUAUAAGGAAAAAUUGAAUUUAGGAGAUUGUCCAGUUAGAGAAUUAACCUUUUCUAACGGCACAACUCGUAUUAUUCCUUGCCCCUUUAAAUACACAGGAGAUGUCCACUUCAUACCACUUGCGAGAACAAAUUUAGAUAUCAGACGUGUUCAAAAAGCGGAAGACGUCUUUUCAAGAGUAGGAGGUGGACUCGGAAUAGGAGCGGGAGUUAUGGGCUUGGCCAAAGUUAGCAUAAAAGUAAAAGCGGCGGUAGACAUUCAAAAUAACAAGAAACAAAUGUCUUUAAGUAGUAAUUAUGUAAUGCAAAGAGGUGUGCUGUCGUUGAGAAACGCUCGACCAGUGGGUGACGUGGAUCCCGAUUUUGUUACUCAGCUUUAUCUCAGCGAAGUGGUAAUUGGGGGAGAGGAAACACUUUUAGUCACCAUGGAAUUCGAAUCGGAGCGAAAGAAAACUGAAGUUGAAACGACUGUGACGGUAAAAAUAUUGUUCAUAUCCAUAACCGCUAAGAUGAGAUUCAUAUCCGAGAAUUUUCAUUCAGCCGCUGCGGUUAAGGUAAGUCGUGUGUCGUCGUGGAGGAGAACAGAAAGUCGAACUUUCUUAGGACCGGGCAGCUUAAAGUCUGCUCUGAAAGUUAUAGAAGAAUACGAAAAUAAAUUUAAAGUUGCUCCUCAAGAAUUGCAACAAUUACCUUUAGAUGAUAGCUCACUACACAUAGAAUAUCAUUUUAACACGUGGAAAACUCCUACUCAAGAGCUAAAUUUUAACCAAGCUGAAGUGAAUUCUUAUUUAGAAGUAUUAAAGAGAGAGAUUUUAGAAUUGGAAACAGUUGUUAAGAGAGUCAGAUCGUACAUAAACUACGUGAAUCGUGUCGGCGCAGUAACCAUUAACAAACGUAAAGAAUUGGAGAAAUUUGAAAUUGAGAUGAAAGAAAAGGCAGAAAAUUUGCAAGAAGCUUACAAUGGAUACUUCUUGAUGAGCGUGGAAGAAAGAAAGAAUAUCGUAGAUAUAUACGGAAGGAAAAGAGCACCAUUUUACUAUAUGAGGAAACUCGGUUCCAUUUUUCAGCCCGGUGAAGAUUACACUUAUCUAGAAGAGAUUCAGCUGUAAAUUUACAUCAAUAUCUGCUUAAGAAAA
This is a messenger RNA of Centruroides sculpturatus (bark scorpion), 1373 nucleotides long. RefSeq lists its product as uncharacterized. NCBI's taxonomy places the organism in Eukaryota, Metazoa, Arthropoda, Arachnida, Scorpiones, Buthidae. The transcript has 7 exons. The record is from RefSeq and is a predicted model, not a curated record. Bases 90 to 1346 code for a protein of 418 amino acids.